This is a messenger RNA of Polychytrium aggregatum, 540 nucleotides long. RefSeq lists its product as uncharacterized. Gene Ontology annotation, molecular function: ubiquitin protein ligase activity. The record is from RefSeq and is a predicted model, not a curated record. Gene Ontology annotation, cellular component: synaptonemal complex. The transcript is spliced from 5 exons. NCBI's taxonomy places the organism in Eukaryota, Fungi, Chytridiomycota, Chytridiomycetes, Polychytriales. Bases 1 to 540 code for a protein of 179 amino acids. Gene Ontology annotation, biological process: reciprocal meiotic recombination.
AUGGAGGUUGCUGGCCGAGCACUUAGUUUCUGGUGCUAUCAGGUCGACCAGGAGAUGAAGUUACAGGAGACGAUUCACAAAAGCUUCAAGGACAAGUGCCAGCGUCUGGAGCAAGACAUGGGCACUCUCGUGUACAAUGCUAAUCAAGAGAUUCAAGGCAUGGUUGCGAAGUUGGAAGGUCUGGAGCGAGAGCUACACUCGGAGCGGCGCAAAUCACAUGGACUCUGCGAGCAGGUCGGAGAGAAGCACAGGCAAUUCCAGCGACUCCAGAUUGCGUUCGACAAGCUCAAGACCAAGGCACACAGCGCAAGCCUCACGGCUGUCGAGGCCGACGUGGCACCCGCAGAUUUCGGCUGCCGGCGGUCGUUCAGCUUUCCUCCCUCGCCGAUGCCACUGCCCAGUGCAAGGCCAGCAGACCCGCUUGCAGGCAUCGGCAUCAAGCCCGGAAGCUACCGCGACAUGCUUGCCCGACCCAGCCGCAUCUACGACGAGACCGGGAGCCAAAGCAGUGCACGAUUCACACCGGAGCGGUUGUUCUAG